AUGAGCAAGAAAAUGACUUACGACGGCAUUUCCCGGGCCCUCAAGCCUGCAGUGCUAAUUCAGUGGUUCGAUGCGGGCCGGCAGGCCAUACACCUGCUGAUGCCCGCGAAGGGCCCGUCCCGGGCAGAGGUGUUGCCCGACGCGGCAGCUCAGGGCCCCGCUCAUUGGCCAAGCCGCCAUUAUCACGCAGCUCGCGCCUCGGCCGCGGCGGCCGCCAGUCAGAGGCUGGCGCGCGCCCCCGUGGUGCGCGCUGACACACCCCCUGACGCCUCGCGGUCCCGCCCCUCUCCGACUUUCCGUAGCGCAAGCCUGGACGCCGUGCGCCUUCCCUAUUGGGCGCGCUCCCGGCGCUCCGCCGGCCUCCUCCCUUGCCCGCGGCUUUCAGGAGCCAGGAGUUGCAGAAGGUGUGCGCGCUCCCGAACGCAUCUUUCUAGCCCCUCCCCGCAGGGGGUAGCCGGACCGCGGAGUCGGGAGACCACUCCACGCCCGGGGCUCGGUUGGCCUCCAGCCGCAGGAGGCGCGCGCGGCCUGCGGUUCCCGGGAUGGUCUGCAGCAGCAAGUCCGGGCCUGGGGGAGCGCGCGCCCGGCGGUCUCCCUUCCACCUCCCCGCCCCCCUCCGACCUACAGAGCCGCGGGCAGUGCCUUGUUCCAGUCUUCAUCUGUCUGCCGGAAAUAACGCCAGUCAAAGCUUGGUUUCUGCCCUUAAAGGUCCAGAUUCCAGGGGGAAGUUUGAUGAUCAGCGUUAAAUCACCAACACAAGGCAAGGGCCAGGUCCUGGAGGUCCAUGUAGACCAUAUAAUGAAUUCUGAGAUGAAGUAAUUGAAGGUUUUUUUAAAUUGCAAUAAAAUAUACUUGACAUAAACUAAUCGUUGUUAAAGGUACAGUUCAGUGGCAUUAAGUAUAUCAUACUGUUGUGCAACCAUCACCACCAUCCAUCUCCAGAACUUUUUAAUCUUCCCAAACUGAAACUCUAUACCCAUUAAACAAUAAUUCUCCAUUUCCUCUUCCUGCUAUUGUACUUUCUCUCUAUGGAUUUGACUGUUUUAGGUAACUCAUAUAAAUGUUAUAUGACA
Manis pentadactyla (Chinese pangolin) is the source of this 1073-nucleotide messenger RNA. RefSeq lists its product as uncharacterized. The coding region runs from base 1 to 819 and encodes 272 amino acids. Lineage: Eukaryota; Metazoa; Chordata; Mammalia; Pholidota; Manidae. The record is from RefSeq and is a predicted model, not a curated record. The transcript has 5 exons.